This is a messenger RNA of Styela clava, 2155 nucleotides long. RefSeq lists its product as uncharacterized. NCBI's taxonomy places the organism in Eukaryota, Metazoa, Chordata, Ascidiacea, Stolidobranchia, Styelidae. The record is from RefSeq and is a predicted model, not a curated record.
UUUCCCUCUGUUUUGCGCUCUUUCGCGCUGUUUCCACACUGUUUUGCGCUGUUUCCCUCUGUUUUGCGCUCUUUGCGGUGUUUCGUGCUGUAUUCAGUAAGUAGUAUGACUGCCUUCAAAUGUCUUGUAUAAUACUGACUACGCAAUUCAAUGCUGAAAUUGUCCACUGCACUGUAUUUCUAUAAAAAUUUGCAAUAUUGUGUUUUUUGAACUUUGUAUUGUGAUAAAUCUCUCUCUCUCUAUUUGAUAUGCAAAGUCAUAACAGUUAAACUUUAAAUUCAAAUUUUGCAAUGUACAUUUUUAAUAAUCCAAUGAAACUAUUUAAUACAUUUCAUAUCUUUAUAAACAUGUUUUCAUACAUUGUGACAUAGGAAUACUUCUGUUAAAUUUGACUGAAAUGAGUGAAUGUUAUAAUCUUGAAUAUUCUCCUCCAUUAUGUGUAUGGGAAGUAAUUGAAGAAAGUGUAUCAGCUGAAAAAGUACCAGUUAUAAGAACCUUACUUGGAGAAUCAAAAGUAGAUUAUGCAAAUGAUUUGCGAAAUGAACUGAACAUAUUGCUGGAAAUAUGGAAUGAAAUUAGUGAAGAUAAAAUUCCCAACUUCCAUAUAUCAACAAAAACAACAGGAUUUCCAGAACCGCCAAAACAAAGAGAAAUGUUGAUCAGAGAAAUUCAACUAUUGUUGCAGAAUUUGAAAGAGAAUGAGAAUGAUUUCGGACAAACUCUACCUUCUGACAGCAAUGAACAAAUAAUAAAGUUUAUGAAUUAUAUAUCAGAAGAUCAACGGGCCGCACCCUCUCCUAAUGUAUUAUUACGUCCUUCAUCUCGAGAUUCAUCUUCUUCAUUAUUGGACAAUGGGGAAAUUGGUCUUGUUGCAAAAAAUAUUGAGGUUUUAGAAAUUGAAACUCCAAUUGAUGUGCUAAAAAGAUCAUUACAGUGUGAAUGUGAAAUUUUGACUGAAGAUAUUGAGUAUAUUAGGAAAUGUGUGGAGGAAGGCAGAUGUGAUUUUGAACCAGUAGUUGAACCUUCUCUCAAUGAAUUGAAACAGGAACGCAAAAAACUGGAAAAUCAUUUGAUGAAAAGUAUAGAAUUAAAUCCAUCUGAUAUAAAAGUAAAUACAAAAUUAAUUAGUCUGGAAGAAAAAAGUAACAAAAUAAGAACUACAACACCUGUUGUAUCAAGAAAAAACCUGCCACCAGUGAGACCAGCUUCAGCAAGUUCAUAUCAAAUGCAUGAAAGAGGAAUUGCUAUAAGUAACACAGUACCUCGAUCAACUAAUUCCAUUGUUAACAGCAGUAAAAAUUUGAUUAAACAUCCCUUGACACCAUCUUUGGGCACUAGAAGUCACACUUAUCCGAUAGAAAAAGAUGUGAAGCCCUUGCCUAACGUCUUCCAAAGAAGAAAUUCCAUGUCAAUGAUAUCAAAUCCUGAGAAUAGCACAAGGGGAUGUUAUAGUUCACUAGACUUUGGUUCCAGUUUUGAGGAUUCAUCCCCAAGAACAUACCUUGGAUCUUUUUGUGGUACACCGGAUAGCGGUGUAUGUUCUCGUCCCAUCAGUCAACUAGGAUUGUCUGACAGCACAAAUCGGUUUUCAAAAUUGCAAGAUGAUGAAAUAUCCAAUAGGGAUUUAAAUAAUACCAAUGUACAGACACAAGUUGUCAGCAAUGAUGUUCUUGAUAAUUUUAAAUUUGAAAAUGCUGUUUCAACACCAUUUGCGCAUGUUCCAAAACCUCCGAGUAGGAGAAAACCUCAAUCUGUACAAAGCACCAAAUUUCGAAGGAUUAAGGCUUCUGGUCCAGUUCUAUGACAGUGUUAUUCAUAAUAGGAUUAUAAUGCGUCCAUUUCUAUCCUAUGCAAACUACGCUGAUAGAGUACUAAACAGUGUGUUUUGAAUAAGGUGAAAUGUUCAUCGUUUUGAAGGAGUGGAUUUCUCAUUGUAUUAUGUUCAAGUAUCAUAACAACCAGUUUGUAUGCACAUUCUGUUUGCGCUACACUCUCUGUUCAAAUACCAGGCAUUGACUUUUUUUUUAUAUGAUCAAGCCUUUCACAAUCUCAUGUGUUUCCUAUUUUCUUCCUUAUUGCAAUCUCAGUUUUUAUAAAUUUUUUUAUAUUGACAACUGUGUUUAUUUAUAUUUUAAUAAAAAAAUUGCAAAUUCUA